This is a messenger RNA of Peronospora matthiolae, 1398 nucleotides long. Lineage: Eukaryota; Oomycota; Peronosporomycetes; Peronosporales; Peronosporaceae. The record is from the annotation of a GenBank genome assembly.
AUGUCGUCCACCAGCAACGCCUCCAUUGACAAGUUCAACGGAGACAAUUACGCAACGUGGAGCCGGUACAUGCGCGGUGUGUUUUUGACGAAGUCCGUCUGGCACGUCGUCAACCGUGAAGUGACUCCGACUUUCACCGACCCGCGAGCGUCCGAUGACUACGUCAAGGCAAGCAACGUCGCGUUUGGUAUGAUGCUGCUGCACAUGAACGCGGACUACUAUCAUGUGCUGGACAACUGCGAGGAAGCCUGGGUUGCGUGGACAAGUCUGAAGACGCUGUACGGUGGGUCGCAGAAGGCAGGACGCAUCUACCUCAAGCGACAACUUUUCAGUAUCAAGAUGGCUGAAGGCGCGAACGUCAUGCAUCACUGCAACGAGGUCCUCAACAUCUUUGCCAAGCUUAGCGGCAUCGGUGCGAAGAUGGAAGACGAAGACGUUGCAAUUUGUCUGCUACUCAGUCUUCCGAAGAGCUACGAAAAUGUGGUACUCAACAUGGAAAUGAGCAGCACCGAGCUUCGCACUCAAGAUGUGGUGAGAGUCCUGACGAAUGAGCAUGCCAAGCGUCAAGGAGAAAAAGGGACAACGACAGCGACUACGGUGAAGGCUGAAGAUGCAAGCAAGGCAUUCAGCGCCGAGCGUGAGCCCUACCAAUGCACGUAUUGUGGCAAGCCCGACGCGGCGGCAAUGGUCGUGGACGCGGGGGCUAACAAUGUCCAGUGGGGACAUCAUGAUGAAGGCAAUGGCUACGAUCGAGUGGCGUUUGCAGUCUCGUUCGAAUGUGGAGUUUCGACGAGCAAGGACGUGUCUGGAAUGUGGGCCGUCGACAGUGGUGCAACGCACCACAUUUGCCACGACAAGACCAAGUUCGCAAGUUUGGCAGAGCGCAAUGAGGGCGAACUCUUGGUGGAUGAUGGCAACAAGGUGGCCAUCAAGGGUGUGGGAACCAUAAUGGAAAAGGUGGUUCUGCCCAACGGUGAAGAGCGUGAGAUCGAAAUCAAGAACGCGCUAUAUGUUCCAAGUAUGAGCAAGAACCUGCUCUCGGUGCCACAGAUUAACAGCCAUGGCAAGUUUCAAGUCGUGUUUGACGGGUCCAAGAUGUAUGUGACUCUCAAGAACUCACAGCAAGUGGUGGCGACAGCGGAUCUCGUGGAUGGACUCUACUGGCUUCGGACGACUCAACGAUCAGCGAAUGUGACAACAAGUGGAACCAGUUGUGCCGAUCUACAUGCGAGAAUGGGUCAUGCUCCAGUCGACGUGCUUCACAAGAUGGUCUCCAAAAACAUGAUCAAAGAUGUGGGAGUACCUCUCAAGUCAAGUGGAUCAGGUACAUGUCGAGGGUCAGCAAAAGAAAAUGGUCCAAAACCAUUUCCAAACAACCAUGGCCACGAAUACGUUUGA